AUGGAUGGAAAGUGUGUCUACAUUGCUGCAUUAUUGUUUGUUCACUGUCUUACAUCUGCUUUAGCAGACACUGCUGAUCAAUCAGCUCUUUUCACACUUAAUUCUGGCAAUAAUGGAGUCAUAACCUUGGAUAUUUCCGGCAUGAGCCUUACCGGUAGCAUUCCAUCCUCUCUUUCCAAUAUGUCCAAACUGCAGGAGCUGGCUUUGGACCUGAAUUCCCUAGAAGGAAGCAUUCCAAGGGAAAUAGGGGAUCUUCGUUUUUUGACCUUGCUAAACGUGCAACCUAAUCAGCUUACAGGUUCAGUCCCGAAUGAGAUUGGGAAUCUUCGCAGAUUGGAAGUAUUUGGAAUCCAUGACAGCAGGAUCUCAGAAUCUUCUAUCAGGAGAAUUCAGGUUCCUCGCUUCUUUGACAAAAUGCAGAAAUCUAUCAAAAAUUUAUAUCAGCGAGAAUCCUUAAAUGGUAUACUUCCAGCUUCCAUUGGUAACUUGACCUCUCUUGUGAUAUUUGAUGCAAUCACAUGUAAAAUCAGUGGCUAUAUUCCAGAAGAAAUUGGAAACUUAAGUAAACUUGUCGAUCUAAGUUUAUCUGACAAUGACUUGACUGGAUUCAUGCCCAAGACGGCUGAAGGUUUACAAAACCACGAGAGGUUGUACUUUGACAGCAACAAGAUAAGUGGAUCACUCCCAGACAACAUCUGCAAUUUGCAAAACCUUGGUGAUCUGAAUUUGACAGGGAGUCAAAUUUCUGGUCCAGUUCCAUCCUGCAUAGGAAACAUUACUUCCCUGAGAAACCUUUAUCUAGGUUCCAACAAUUUCAGCUCCAGUUUACCAUCGAGCUUAUGGGCGUUGAAAGAUCUUCUGAGAUUUGAUGCAUCCUCAAACAUGUUACUUGGCCGUGUACCUCCUGAAAUUGGAAAUCUGAAAGCUGAAAUAUUGAUUGAUCUCUCCAAAAAUAACUUUUCUGGAAUAAUGCUACUUCUGUAG
Molecule: messenger RNA, 984 nt
Organism: Coffea eugenioides
Lineage: Eukaryota; Viridiplantae; Streptophyta; Magnoliopsida; Gentianales; Rubiaceae
Product: probable LRR receptor-like serine/threonine-protein kinase At1g34110
Exons: 6
Coding region: 1-984 (327 amino acids)
Molecular function (GO): protein binding
Source: RefSeq, a predicted model, not a curated record